AGAAACAACAGAUUUUAUUGUCAUGUUUUAAUUGUUAUUAUCUCGUAUCCAGUUUUUACACCUCAGACACGGUUAUCAAUGACAUCUAUGUUGCUGCCAAAACACUUGGACAAUAUUAUUACCUCGCUGCAGGGCUGGAAGGCGGAUAAGCGCUUUAAUAUACCAGAAAUGGACAUUUUUAAUCUUUUGCAGACCGCACGAGGCGUGCUCAUGAGCGAGCCCAUGCUAUUGGAGCUGAGGGCACCAGUGAAUGUGCUGGGCGAUAUACAUGGACAAUACGGGGAUAUGUUGCGUUAUUUCGAUGCGGCGGGCUAUCCGCCAACAGCAAAUUAUUUAUUUCUGGGUGACUAUGUGGAUCGGGGCAAGAACUCGGUGGAAACGUUAACACUGCUACUGGCCUACAAAGUCAAGUAUUCGGAAAAGUUCUAUCUGCUUCGCGGCAAUCAUGAGUCGGCCAACAUAAAUCACUUCUAUGGCUUCUACGAUGAGUGCAAGCGGCGCUUCACCGUGCGUCUGUGGAAGUGUUUUGUGGACACCUACAACUGUUUGCCCGUCGCGGCGAUUAUAGGCGAGAAGAUCUUUUGCUGUCACGGCGGAUUGAGUCCCGUAUUGCAUGAGCUGGAUGAAAUACGUUCGCUGCCCCGACCCUGCGAGGUUAAGACCAAUGGCUUGCUUUGCGAUCUGCUGUGGGCCGAUCCCGAGCCCAACGUCAUGGGCUGGGCCAAGAACUCGCGUGGUGUUAGCUUCACCUUCGGUCCAGACAUACUGGCACAGUUUCUAAAGCGCUUCAAAUUCGAUCUCAUGUGCCGCGCGCAUCAGGUGGUCGAGGAUGGCUACGAAUUCUUUGCCAAGCGUCAGCUCAUAACUAUUUUCUCGGCCGUCAACUAUUGCGGAGAGUAUGACAAUGCCGGCGCCAUGAUGUGCAUAGAUGAAAGCUUAAAUAUCACACUUACUGUCUUGAAGCCAAAGAAAAGGGAUUUAAGAUUUACAGCUGCAGUCGAGAAGGCACCAGAUUUAUUCUCAAAUCAGAAAGACGAGUGAAUUCUCCCAAGGUUUUAUUAGCAAUUAUUUAUUAUUUUUUACUAAUGAUGUGAAAAUUUAACGUAAACUCUUAUAA
This is a messenger RNA of Drosophila busckii, 1117 nucleotides long. RefSeq names its product serine/threonine-protein phosphatase PP1-like. Gene Ontology annotation, molecular function: protein serine/threonine phosphatase activity. Lineage: Eukaryota; Metazoa; Arthropoda; Insecta; Diptera; Drosophilidae. Gene Ontology annotation, cellular component: cytoplasm; nucleus. The record is from RefSeq and is a predicted model, not a curated record. The transcript has a single exon. The coding region runs from base 79 to 1041 and encodes 320 amino acids.